Molecule: messenger RNA, 4266 nt
Organism: Cebus imitator (Panamanian white-faced capuchin)
Lineage: Eukaryota; Metazoa; Chordata; Mammalia; Primates; Cebidae
Gene: NXPE3
Product: neurexophilin and PC-esterase domain family member 3
Exons: 8
Coding region: 1730-3409 (559 amino acids)
Source: RefSeq, a predicted model, not a curated record
CUGGGCUCGGUGGAGUCCGGACCUCCGCGCCGCCGCGAAAGGCUCGCGUCCCCCGGGCACCGCCACUCACCCGGCGCAGAGGACCUGGCGACGCCUCGCUGCCCGUCUCACGUCUCUCGGCUCAUCGCUGCUCUGGGCACCAGCUGCCUCUUGGCUGGCGCUGCUGUCACACGGUGGACUGUUCUGGCCUUACUGAGCUGCCGUUUGGGGACAUCAGAUUCAGGUCGUAUGGGGAGAAAGGAGUGUAACUUUACAAAGUAUGAUGUGGAGACCCUGGCCUGUUGCCCAUUUCUGCCUGAUGUAAGGCCAACUAGGGUGGUGAUAGGAAGGGUUCCGAGGCAGGAUUUAUGCAACAUUUAUGUGAAAUUGUAAAUUUUCCUUGCUUUCCAUUAUCUACGUUAAAGGGGGAUUGUGGCCACAUAUCCUAAAGGGAAAGAAUCACACUGCUCUGGUGGGGCUCCUCCCUCCUCACUGUGGUUAAUUGUCAUUUGGAACAUUAGGAUAUAUUUGAAACUGGCAGGACUCCCAGACCCCGAUAAUUGUCUGAGUGGAGGCAGCAGCAUACAAUUUCUUCGUAGUGUUUAGGUUCUGCUUUUCUUUUCUUUUCUUUCUUUUUUUUGGCUUCUGACCAGAGAUUCUAUUCACAGCAAAGGUUCUGCUUUUCUUUGACUUUCUUAGUAUUUUUUUUUUUUUCCAUGUCUGUUACCCUCACAAUCUCUUUGGGGCUGAUAGAGUGUUAUUAUUUGUUACUGAGAAAGGAAACGAAGGGGUAAAUCACAGAACUGGGGUCAGCCGUCCCUAUUGCGCCGGAAUUGGGUUGUCCUGACUGGAUAAUUCAAACAUCAUUUUGAAAAGGUCAUCCUUUUAGCAACUGAAACAAAUAACACCCCCUGGUCAUUCUAUACUAGUGGUUCUCCUGCCUGGCUGUAUGUUGUAAUCAUCUAGGGACCUUAAAAAAAAAAGCUGCUUCUUGGGCCUACUCCCACAGAUUCUGGUUUAAUUGGUUGAGUGGGGCGCAGUUAUUGAUAUUUUUUAAAAAUAUCAAUAAGCUUCCACGAUGAUUAUUAAUGUUCAUGCAGGGUUGAAUACCACAAGCUCUCAAUGUGUUCAAUAUUUAAAAACUAGCACUUAGUAUGGCGUAACUUACAUAACUGAUUUUAUUACUUCUCCACCUGCCAUGUAACCUCCAUGAAUACAUGGGGCCCUGCUUUGGAAGAAGGGCAAGGGAAGGUCCAGCAAAAAGAAUGAUAUAAAAAUGAAGAAAACAUUUAUGUGUGUUUCAGAUGUGGCAUGAAGAAAAUAAGGACUGCUGGUCAAAAUUGCCUGAGUUCAGAAUUUCCUGCUGGAAGGAAGGUUAGACAUAACUUCUGAUUUCUAGUUCCAGGAAGCAUCUCUUCUUGGAAAAUUUCCAAAAAAGAGUCUCGCUCUGUUACCCAGGCUGGAGUACAUUGGUGUGAUCAUGGCUCACUGUAGCCUCGACCUCCUAGGCUCAAACAAUUCUCCUACCUCAGCCUCCUGAGUAGCUGGGACUAAGGAGUUCUUUGAAGAAAAAUGUGCUGCUUGAAUCAACUGCAGUCUCUCCACUGCAUAAGAACUCUUAAGGGUACUAGCAGAAUAGAAGCAAAUGAAACUGAAAGCUCAUCUGCAGCCCAGAAAAACAAAAACAUGGAAUUUUAAAGAGUGAAGGUAGCCUGGUGUCGGCCAUGGGUGAUCAAGAUACAGCCAGACAAUGUGGACCAAUUUCUUCAAACUACGGCUUUUCUGCUGUCUGCUUGCAGUGUUGAUGGUGGUGGUGCUGGUUGUCAAUGUUACUCAGGUAGAGUACUUGGACCAUGAGACUGUUUCAGCCACAUUCAUCGACAGCAGUGGGCAGUUUGUUUCCCCCCAGGUGACAAGAAUUAGCCGGAAUCCCUACUGUGGCUAUGAUCAGCAGACCCUGUCCAGCCAGGAGCGCAUGGAGGAGGACUCCUUGCUGGCCGCCUUGCACGGGCAGGUUCCAGAUAUGGGCCCAGUCCCCUUUGUGAAGAGCACUGACCCUUCUUCCAGCUACUUUGUUAUCUUGAACUCUGCUGCCUUCUUUAAGGUGGGAAGCCAGCUGGAGGUACUGGUUCAUGUACAGGAUUUUCAAAGAAAGCCCAAGAAGUAUGGUGGAGACUAUCUGCAGGCCAGAAUUCACUCCCCCAAGCUGCAGGCCGGGGCUGUGGGCAGGGUGGUGGACUACCAGAAUGGGUUUUACAAAGUUUUCUUUACUUUGCUAUGGCCAGGCAAAGUUAAAGUGUCCAUAUCUUUGGUCCACCCCAGUGAAGGGAUCAGAGUUCUUCAGCACUUACAGGAAGAUAAACCAGACAGGGUCUAUUUCAAGAGUCUCUUCCGUUCAGGAAGAAUUUCUGAAACUACUGAGUGCAACGUGUGUCUUCCUGGGAAUCUGCCCCUGUGUAACUUUACAGACCUCUACACUGGGGAACCCUGGUUCUGCUUCAAACCAAAGAAGCUCCCUUGCAGUAGCAGAAUUACUCAUUUCAAAGGUGGAUACCUGAAGGGUCUCCUAACUGCUGCAGAGAGUGCAUUCUUCCAGAGUGGUGUCAAUAUCAAAAUGCCAAUCAACUCCAGUGGACCUGAUUGGGUAACUGUGAUUCCCAGGAGAAUACAAGAGACUAAUAAUCUAGAACUAUCUCAAAGCUCAGGAACUUUUCCCUCUGGGUAUUAUUAUAAAGACCAGUGGAGGCCCAGAAAGUUUAAGAUGCGUCAGUUUAAUGACCCUGACAACAUUACAGAGUGCUUACAAAGAAAAGUGGUGCAUUUAUUUGGUGACUCAACAAUCAGGCAAUGGUUUGAAUACCUUACUACGUUUGUUCCAGAUUUAGUGGAGUUUAACUUGGGUAGUCCCAAGAAUGUGGGCCCCUUCCUUGCAGUGGACCAGAAGCACAACAUCCUGCUCAAAUACCGCUGCCAUGGUCCACCCAUCCGCUUCACCACCGUCUUUAGCAGUGAGCUCCGUUAUGUGGCGAAUGAGCUGAAUGGCAUUGUGGGAGGGAAGAACACAGUGGUUGCCAUAGCUGUAUGGUCUCACUUCAGCACCUUCCCCUUGGAAGUGUAUAUCCGGCGGCUCAGGAACAUCCGUCGAGCGGUGGUUCGGCUCCUCGAUCGAAGCCCAAAGACGGUGGUGGUCAUCCGGACGGCCAAUGCCCAAGAGCUGGGGCCUGAGGUGAGCCUUUUCAACAGCGACUGGUACAACUUUCAGCUGGACACCAUUCUUCGGAGGAUGUUCUCAGGGGUCGGAGUAUAUCUUGUGGAUGCCUGGGAGAUGACCCUGGCUCAUUAUCUACCACACAAGCUGCAUCCUGAUGAAGUUAUUGUGAAGAACCAGCUGGACAUGUUCUUGUCCUUUGUGUGCCCCUUUGAGACCUAGCCUGUCCUGGAAGGGACUGUAGGAAUCAUAUUCAAUGACCUUCUCAAUUGACCUGAGCUACGGAAAGUGGCCCCAGUGAGAGAUGACUGCCAUUAAUAAAUAUAAAAUUUCAAAAAGAGCUGGACUUUAUAUGAGGAGCUUAGAAAAUGCAGGUUACAUUUAUAUCUACCUAAAGGAUUUUAUCCAAUCUUGACUUAGCCAUGGUAGAACUCUUAUUAACAGCAUCUAUACACUGUAUUGCUCUUGUAACCAAAGAUGCUAAUGAGUGUAUUUGAAUUAGCUUCUUCUGGGAGGGGUGAUUACUUUGCUAACAACGAUGAAACGUAUUCUGAUGGAAGGGACAAUGGUAGUAGAGUGUUUGUAGCUUAUCUGGUAAAGGGAAUUGAGUGCAUCUGCAUGAGUAGCCCAAGUAGUCCGUCUUCUGGGGGUCAAUCAGAGGAAGCUUAUAGUCAGAGGCUCUUGUGAAUGCACUGAAGACUGCUGUGUCUCAGGAGUUUCUCUUGAUGAUCUGCCUUUUCUGAAUUACUUGAUGAGGCCAAUGUGCUUGGUUUGAAUUUUAUAGUGAGAAUGUUUGCAAUUUCCUGCUUUUAUCUAGAAAAGAAGUAAAAGGGAAUAGGAAAGCAGUACAUAUAAUAUCUGUUUGGAAUUAAUAUUUGCAUUUGGUGAUUGUUCUUUAUUUGCUCCAGCUAAAUUUUAUGUGUUGAAUACUUACUCUAGAAUGACUACUUUUGGAACUGGAAGGGGAAAUCUGUAAACAGAAAUUUAUUUUUAUGUUCUGAAAUUUGAGGGUUUUAAGAAUUGACUUUUAUGUAAUGAAUGCUAUUGUAUUAUAAAGAUGUGAAAGUUUUUCCCGCCAA